CACAGAGGGAAUUUAUCUUCAACACGUAGUCAAGAAAUUUUAUCUCAACAGCGUUGAUUUUUUUUAAGUAAAAGUGUCCAGAAUGGAAAGUUUCAAUCUUGAAGAAACAUUGAAAAAGCAUUUACCGAAAGAAGAAUAUACUAAAGUAGCUAAAAUUUUAUACGGAACUCCAUUAGAAUCAUUAAAUCUGAAAAAUUAUCAAGGAAAAAAUGAUCUUGAAGUACAAGGCUACGAUUUUUUGCCGUGUUCUAAAACAGAGUCGACUCCAAAGCGUCGAGUCCGGGUGGGAUUAAUCCAGCACCAGGUGACAUACCCUACGGACCGGCCUAUCAGUGAACAAUUGUCGGACAUCCAUCGUAAAAUUGAAGAUUAUAUAAAAUAUGCCGCCGCAAAUGAUGUUCAAGUGUUGUGUCUUCAAGAAGCUUGGAACAUGCCAUUCGCAUUUUGUACUCGUGAAAAAUACCCCUGGGUGGAAUUUGCGGAGGACGUUAACUCUGGACCGACGACAAAAUUACUGUCAACACUUGCGCGCGAGAACAAAAUGGUGAUCGUGUCGCCCAUUUUGGAACGGGACACUGUUCACGGCGACACCUUGUGGAACACUGCGGUCGUAAUUGACAACUAUGGUCAGGUCCUGGGUAAACACAGGAAAAAUCACAUUCCGAGGGUCGGGGAUUUUAACGAGUCAACUUAUUACAUAGAAGGUGACACAGGUCACCCGGUUUUUCAAACUGAUUAUGGGAAAAUUGCUAUAAAUAUUUGUUAUGGGCGUCAUCAUCCUCUCAAUUGGGUUAUGUUUGGAAUCAACGGCGCUGAGAUUGUCUUCAACCCAUCAGCAACAGUAGGAACUCUAUCAGAACCACUGUGGCCAAUAGAAGCGAGAUGCGCAGCAAUAGCGAACAGUUACUACACAUGCGCAAUAAACCGAGUGGGUACCGAGACAUUUCCCAACGAAUUUACGUCCGGAGACGGCAAGCAAGGUCACAGAGACUUUGGACACUUUUACGGGUCUAGUUACAUCACUGCGCCGGAUGGUACAAGAACUCCCGGGCUCAGUAGGCACCGUGAUGGCUUGUUGAUUGCAGACCUUGACUUGAACGCUUGCCGUCAAGCCAAAGACAUCUGGGGAUUCAGAAUGACGCAGAGACUCGAUAUGUACGCUAGAGAGCUCCAGGAGGCGAUAAAACCUGAUUAUAAACCCCAGAUAAUUAAGAAAUAAUGAAAAGAAUGUUUUUACAAAUGAAAUAUUUUAAAUAUUUUAAUAUUAAUGUGAGAAAUUACAUUGUUGGUUUUAUAAAAACAGUAUCUUAUACUAA
Cotesia glomerata is the source of this 1316-nucleotide messenger RNA. It is a transcript of the gene pyd3, whose product is annotated as beta-ureidopropionase. Gene Ontology annotation, molecular function: beta-ureidopropionase activity. Lineage: Eukaryota; Metazoa; Arthropoda; Insecta; Hymenoptera; Braconidae. The transcript has 5 exons. The record is from RefSeq and is a predicted model, not a curated record. Bases 83 to 1219 code for a protein of 378 amino acids.